Molecule: messenger RNA, 3816 nt
Organism: Naegleria gruberi
Lineage: Eukaryota; Heterolobosea; Eutetramitea; Acrasida; Naegleriidae
Exons: 1
Coding region: 1-3804 (1267 amino acids)
Molecular function (GO): phosphatase binding
Source: RefSeq, a predicted model, not a curated record
AUGUCAUCAUAUUGUGCAAUCAACAAAGAACGAAAAAAACUCAACCAUCCAUCACUUAUUCGGUGGAUAAAGGAAGAAAAGCGAAUCUCAUCAAAAAAACAAAAUCAACAACAAUUUGUGGAGGAAAUUGCUGAUGAGGACGGUGUUUGCAGGAAAUGCUUUCCUGAUGGAAUGGUAAAUGAAUCAGUUCAACAACAACAAGAAGAGGAUGAUGAUAAUCGUAAAGUUAGAUUUACAGAACACAAUUCAGAGGAUGCCCACAAUACUCUUUCGGAUUUGACAAACUCUGAAGCAGUAAACGCAAAGACAGAGCUUCACAAGAAAGUAAUUUUCAUGCACCAUCAACAAAACAGGAGAAAUGUUAUUGAUAAAGCUGAACAAACAUCACUAGUGAGUGAAGAUGAAUUUGGAAAAUUGUCUGAUGAAAAUUUGUUUGGAAAGGUACACUAUCUUCUGUCCUCUAUCAAAUCUAAUAGAGUGGAAACCAAUGUGACGCCAACCAAAAUUACAAACAUGACCCUAGACGAUGAUGAGCCAAGACCUAGUAAUUUAAAUAUUUCCCCUUCUUCCUUAUUCUGUGGAUAUCCUUCCAAUGCAGACGAUCAGGCACCAUUACAAAACACUAGCCGAGAGACACCAUCUUUUGAAAAUGAAUUAUUUCAUAACUAUUCACUCCCCAAACAAACAGUAUCACCCAAUAUUUCUAACUUAACUUUGGCAGAUGCCUCUAGGCAAAUUCAAUCCAUGUACAAUCACAUUACAUCUGUAUACGGAUCAGAACCAUUAAAUCAAAGACAAAUAAUAUUCGAGAAAACACUAAAUAUUGGAAUAACCAGUAACAAUGAAAAUGAUACGGUUCAUGACUUGAACUACAUUAAGGAUAAAGUAAAAAAAUUACGAAGCAAAAGACUUCAAGAAAUCAAAAGAAAUUUGGAAUUUGAAAGGGUAGAAUUAAUGAAAAAUCCAAAAAUAGGAGAUCUUAAAAAGCGAAUUAGUGACCUUAAAAGAAAAAUAGAAAAAGAAUACGAGAAGGAUGAACUUUUCAGAAAACAAAGACUGAAGGAAACAAAUAGACUAAAACUUGUGAAGAAUACUCCAAAAGCUGAAGAGAAGCUUAAAAUGUUUUUAAAUGCCCUUAAUGCUAAUUAUUCCAAUACUUGCUAUCAAGUAACUAUUUAUGAGGGAGAAAUAUCGACCUGUCUGGCCAAACUGUUUUUAAUUUAUUUAAAAAUUGAGAAAGAAAUACAAAAAUCUAGGGAUAUAUUGCUGACAAAAUUGAAUGAUGAAAUGUUGGAAAACUGUGCUAGGAAUACUUUUUACGCCUUCAAAAACUUUACUAAAAAGCAACAAGAUUUGAGGCAACAACAACAAAGAUUUGACAACUACAUAACUCAUAGAAGAAAAGUAAGCCUCUUUGCUAAAUGGAAAGAAAGUACAAAAUCUUCUGUUACAGAGAAGGAAAAGGAUGAGGUAGCUAUGAUUCAUUACUACAAUAACCUCCAACGUAAGGCUUUCAAUAGUAUAGCUUUCGUCUUGAAUAGUAUGAUUCUUAAACGGUGUGCAAAGGAGCUUUCUUUUAUGUGGAGGGAUAGGCAGAUUCUUGGAAAGGGGUUCUUUGGUUGGAGGCAUCAAUCUGAAAAAACAAAGUAUUUGAAACAAGGUCUCAUGAGGUUUGCUGUUUCAGAUUCCUUUGAUGAGUUGGACAGGUUCAAAUCUGAAUAUGAGAUUGAGUCCUACAUGUCUUACAAAAUACGUCUCAAUUUCAGAACCAAAAUAACCAAGCACUUGAUUCAACUUUAUAGAGAAAAGAAAUCCCUAGUUUCUAAAUUCGAGCACACUCCAAAACUUAGAUACAUUGAAUACUUUACCAAAAAACCAAUUGAUCUGAGUACUAUUUACAAAAUUGAAGAAUACGAUCAAAGAUUUAAGCACUUUAACUAUUUGAAAAAGCACGACAGCAGACCAGUUUGGGAUGGUCCACCAGAGGAGCAGUACGAACCACCUCUCUACUCAAAAUCUUCUUUUCAAAAAGCAUCAAUUCCAAACCUUACUGAACAAGUAUAUGAUAUCAGACUCAAAAAGAAAAUAUUUCAACAGUGGAGUGAAAAAGCGUGUGAUAAGAUACUUAAAAACAGAGCGGACCAAUUCUAUAGUGACGUGACAAAGCGAAAGGUCUUGUACGUACUAAGAGAAAAUAGAGAUGAUAUUUACGAAAAGAGUCUGCAAAUACAGGACAAUUCAAAUGCUACAAUGAUUGUUAAAUACUUCAACAAGUGGAGAGAAACCACAGAACUAGUCAGCCAUGAAAAAGAUAGUAUUGCCUCAGAAUACUACAAUAUAACAUUAGCAAGAAAGGCAUUCCAAGCUUUGAAAACAACUUGUCUUGUAGAUUACAAUCCUCAUUUGAAUGAUCUAUGUAAGCAAUGGCUUGUCAAAUCAAAGGAGCGUUAUUUCAAACGUUGGAAGUUGAUGUUGUUCUUGAGAAAAAGUGAAGAAAAGUUUGAACUGGCAGUUGCAGAACAAUAUCAAAUGACUUUAAAGUUCAAACUGUUAACAGCUUGGAGAGAAAAAGCAAAAAAGAGACAACUGUUAAGAAAAGUUCUCACUGACGGAGCCAACAGAAUGAAGGCCAAAACCACUGUUUUAGAAAAUAAGAAAUCUUUAGCCAAAUAUGUUCUUAAACAAUUGAAAAAGAAUAAGGAAGUCAAGAUCUCUAGGAAAAAUCAAUACUUCAUGUUUAUCAAAUCUAAGAAAUUUUAUGAUGAUGCUCUCAAGCAAAAAUUCUUCCAGUUGUGGAAAAUCAAACAAGCCAUUGGAGAAGAACAAAAGAAAUUGGAACAGUCACAGGAGGAGAAAGAAAAGACAGCUAUUGCACUCAAUCACUAUAAUCAAGUGAUAAAGAAGAAAAUAAUCAAAUCAUGGAGAGAGUAUACCCUUGAAACAAACUUUGUUGAUAUAUUUAUUUUGAGAAAGGCUUUUGAAAAUUGGAGAAUAUUCGCUGCUAAAUCAACCGAGGAACCAAAGCACAAAUUUAAAAAAAACAUUUUUCAAAGAUGGAAAGCUGCACUCAGAGAAAAGAAUGAAAUGAGCUCGUUAAAUAGUCUUGCUGAAAGGUUCCACGAAAGAAAACUGGCUCAGAAAUCAAUGGGGUCCAUCAAGGAAUACAUUGUCCAACAAAGAAUAGAACAUGUUCAAUUGAUAAGAGCUAAUCAAUAUUACAAAGAAUCUCUGAUGAGGAAAGUUUUAAUAGGACUAUUAAUCAAUGUAAAUACCAUACGAGAUAAGAGGCGAAAGAGAGAAAAGGCUGACUUGUUCUAUCACAAGAAAUUAGUUCAAUCAUCACUAGAAUCACCACUCUCGCUCGAUAGAUUCUUGAAUGCGAGACCAAACUCACCAUUCUUUUUUGCCAAGACUGUGAAUAUUGUUUAUUACAAGCUUCUCAUUAAGGGAAUCGAUUCUUGGACAUUUUUUGUAAAGAAGGAAAAGGAGAAACGACUUAUGCUAGCCAAGGCAGUCCACGCCAAUGCAUCAAAUCUAGUAGCAAAGUGCUUUAAUUUGUGGCGAAUCAAAUCAAAACUACAAUCUCACAAACAUCCCAAAUUUAUAACCAAAUCCAAUAUCACUAAUUCAAAAAUUGUUCAGAGCAAUAUAUCACCAGCCCUUAGUACAAACAUUGUUUCUCCAAUUCUUCAUUCAAGUUUGACACCACAGGAGAGGAAAAUUCUCAUUCAUCAUCACCACUAUCUGAUUGCCACUGAUUCUGAUGAUGAUGAUAUUGUAGAUUAUCUAAAUAUUAUUGAAUAAAUUUUCAUUCUC